Molecule: messenger RNA, 969 nt
Organism: Necator americanus (New World hookworm)
Lineage: Eukaryota; Metazoa; Nematoda; Chromadorea; Rhabditida; Ancylostomatidae
Exons: 1
Coding region: 1-969 (322 amino acids)
Source: RefSeq, a predicted model, not a curated record
AUGUACAAGGUAUUGGAGUGUUAUGUACAUAUGCGUGUUAUGUACAAGGUACUGGAGCGCAUUAUCUUGGACCGACUAAUUAAACAUCGCGAAGAAACAAUGCGCGACGAGCAAGCUGGCUUUCGUUCUGGUCGAUCUACGAUUGACCAGGUGUUCAUCGUCAGAAGAGUGAUCGAAAUCUGGCAGCGGUAUUCGAAGCCAAUACAACUAGCGUUUCUGGACUUUGAAGCCGCGUUCGACUCUCCUCACCGAGGCCGUCUUCUCAACGCGCUCCGCGCCGAUGGAGUACCAAGAAAGUUCGUUCGCUUGCUUGAUGACAUGAAUCAACGAACAACUGCUGCAGUUCGAACACCAGCCGGAUGUACAACACCGUUUGAAGUGGUAACUGGAGUAAGACAAGGGGCAGUGGCAGGAGUCUUCCUGUUCAACUUCGUUAUCGGCGACAUUAUGCGAAGGACAGUCGAUCAGUGUUCUGCCGACAUCGUCUUAGCGCCAUCAGGGUGCCCCUUGACUAAUCUCGAGCACGCCGACGAUGUUGUUAUAUUCGCGGAAAACAGUACGAAACUUCAGCAUGUUGUCAACCUUGUAUCGAAGCUGGCUGCAGCCUACGGACGCCUACGCCUUGAUAAAUGCAAGUGGAUCUCUUCGAGACCUCGAACGGGAAUCAGGGUGGACGGACAACCAGUUGAACCCGUCGAUGAGUUCUGUUACCUGGGCUGUAUGCUGAAGAACAACGGCAGCUACGAGAGAGAUGUUCAGCAAAGAUGCGCUAAGGUCAUUUCUGCAUUUAACUCCUUAACGAAAUGCCUGUGGUCGACCUCCAUCACAGACGAAAUCAAGCUGCGAGUCUACCUAUCCGCAAUUCGCCCCAUCAUGAUGUACGGAUCGGAGACUUGGGCAGCACUGUCAACGGUUAUGGAGAGGCUUAAUUGCACGGAACGAAAGCUGCUUAGACGGCUACUUGGCUAA